AUGAGAACAACACUGAAUAAGAAUGCUAUCAAACACUCUUCGGCAACACUUGGUGUCUUGAUGAAGAAAUCAUCAUCAUCUUGUGGAGUGUUUGUAAAGAAGAAUGAUUUGAAUUUUGGAAAUAAUAAUUUAAUUGAUAGUAAUAUAUCAAGAGGGUUAAAUAGUAAUGUUGCUAGUUUGUACAAUGCACAGACAAAGAGAAGAAACAUUUCGGAAGAAUUGCAAAAACCUAACACUGUAAAUUUGGAACAAGUUCAUGAUGUCAUCAAGAGAAAUUUGAAUACCAAUGAAUUGGAUUGUAUUUUUAAGCCAAAGAGCAUUUGUGUUAUUGAUGAUUUCAAUCCUGAUGUUCAUGCUAGUCCAGUUCCUGUACCUAACGAUAGUAUUAGUAGUACUUUGGCUAGAAAUGUUCUCUGGAAUUUAAUGUCUGUGUCACAAGUCAAGGUUUAUGCAGUUUCUAAACAUGUGGAAAGAGUUGGCAAUGAACCAAAAACAAAGAGAAGACCACAUUUAUUGGGUGUACCAAUGUAUCCAUCUCUGAGUGAAUUGUCAGCAUCUAAAUCUACAGAACAAAAGAAAUUAGAAAUUGAUUUGGCUGUCAUUUGUUGCCAUCAAGUCGAAACCAUGUUCUAUGCUUUGGAGGAGUGUAUCAAGAAUGGUGUUAAAGGAUGUGUCAUUAUUGGAAGUGUUUACAGCAAAUUUUAUGAAAAAUUCAGUGAAAAUGAAACAAAGAAUAUUGAAAAAUUCAAGGAAAUUGUCAAGGGAUCUGACAUUAGAGUUAUUGGUCCUGGUAUGGGUCUUAUAACACCUCUUGUAACUCAAUCAGGUCAAUAUCACGUUGGUGAAAUUUACAAUAACUUUUUGAAUAUUACUCCAACAAAUAGAAGUUCUGAACUGACUCGUGGUAAAAUUGGUGUUGUUUCACAAUCUGGUGCUUUGGCAACAACCAUUCUCGAUUGGAGUUUGAAGCAAGGAGUAGGAUUGAGUGGUUUUGCCUGUGUUGGUGCUAAUCAAACUGAUGUUAACUUUGCAGAUAUGGUUGAACAUUUUGGUAAUGAUCCAAAUACUCAUGCCAUCUUGUUGUACAUUGAAGAUUUGGGAAAUAAUGAACAUAUUAAGAGAUUUGCCAGUGCUGCCAGAAGUGUAGCUUUAAAGAAGCCAAUUAUUGCCAUGAAGAUGAACACUAACAAUAGAGACGAAGACAAUUACCUUAAUGCCCUCUUUGAAAGAGUUGGUAUUUUAAGAGUUAAUUCUAUUGAAGAAAUGUUUUACAUGUCACAGCUUAUUGGAAAACAAGCCAUUACAAAGGGAAACACCAUUACUGUUAUUUCUAACUCUGGUGGUGCUGCAACACUUGCUGUUGACGCCAUCUACCAAUCUAACAUUACCGAAUUGGGAGCUAUUUCUAACAAGAGUGCAAAACUUUUGCAAGAGAGUGGAAUUGAUGUAGAAGAGGCUUUACUUUCUGGAAAGAAGGCUAUUCCUGUAAAUAUCAGAAACACAGCCACUCCUGAACAAUAUGUUGCUGCUUUGGAUAUUGUAUAUAACGAUCCAAAGACUGACAGCGUUCUUGUCAUGUUAACUCCUCAAACAAGAACAGAACCAACAAGAACUGCUCAAUUCUUACAAAGAUAUAUUGUUGAAAAGACAAAGGAAGGAAAAUUAUCCAAGCCAAUUAUGUGCUGUUUUAUGGGUGGUAGAGAUGUUGAAGCAGGUAGAAGUAUCUUGUUGAGUGCUAACAUUCCAGCUUUUGCCUUCCCAGAAAUUGCUACCAAAGUAUUCCAAUACAAUUACAGAUACUCUAAGAAUUUGGAAAAUUUAUAUGAAGAUCCAAGUCUUCUCGACAAUGAUGAUGCCAGCCAAAAUGAAUCAUCAAAACAAAAGGCUAGAGAAUACAUCAAGUCCUUACUUGAAAAGAAUCCAAACAAGGAAGCUCUCAAUGAAUAUGAGAGUCAACAUCUUCUUUCACUCUAUGGUAUUGGCGUUCCUCAGACAAGAAUUGCUAACUCUGCUGAAGAAGCUGUGGAAGCUGCCAAACAUAUUGGAUAUCCAGUUGUGCUCAAAUUGCACAAUAGUGAUACCACCAUUUCCAAGUUAGAUUUGGGUGGUGUUCUUUUGAAUUUGAUGGAUGAAAAGCAAGUUAAACAAGGUUUCAAUUCUAUCAAGCAAUCAGUUGAAAAGAGUAAUGUCAAAUUUACUGGAGUUACUGUUCAAUCAGAUUGUAAGAAGAUUGCUACUGGUAAGAGAGAUUCCAUUUCAUUCGAAUUGUAUCUAGGAUCUGAAGUUGAUGAAAAGUUUGGACCAGUUAUUUCAUUUGGUACAGGUGGCUCUUUGCAUCAAAUUUACAAGGAUAAGAGUUAUGGCAUUCCUCCACUUACUGCUCCUUUGGCCUAUCAACUUUUGAGAAAGACAAAGAUUUCUGAUGCCCUCGUUGAAAGAUUCAGAAAUAAGCCAGCCAUUGAUAUUGAAGGUUUAAAGUCUUUGCUCGUUCGUUUCAGCAGAAUGGUUCUUGAUAAUAGCGAUUUGAUUAAGGAAUUUGAAAUUAAUCCUCUUCAAGCUCUUGCUACUGACAAUGAAAAGUCCUUCACUGCUCUCGACUGCAGACUCACUCUCCACAAACCAAAGGCCAAGAAGGCUCAAAAUGUCAUUCGUUCCUACGAAAGAAAGUAUGUCACCAACGUUAGUGAUGAUAUCCUUGUUAGACCAUCCAAGUUUUCUGAUUUUAGAAAGCUUCUCUCAUUCUUUACCAAUCUCUCACCAAAGACUUUGGAAUCUAGUAUUAGAGAGUCAGCUCUUCGUUCACAAUGCUCCAUUGCUUUCCUCAGUUUGAAGAAUCAAUACAAUAAGGCCAAGAAUCAAGAUGCUCCACAACCAUUGGAUCCAUAUGCAUUGAGUCUUAACACAGAUGGAGACUCUAAGGAGAUUUACCAAGAAUUGGUUCAGUACGUUUCCAGUGACUUUGACAGAGAAGUUGUAUUGUUCGCUAUCGAUAAGAAGAGCAAGUCCAUUAUCGGCAUGGGUGUCUACACAAUUAUGCAACAAUCCAUUGUUAGUUCAAAGAAGAGAAAGGCCGAACUCCAACUCCUUGUUGGUGAACAAGCUCAAGGAAAGGGUAUUGGUAAAUACCUCUUGGAACAAUUAAUUCACAUUGCCAAACAAGAAGGAAACAUUUCACAACUCAUUGCCUACACUCACCACUCCAACAUUGGUGUUCAAAAGUUGUGUACUCGCGCUGGAUUUGUUGAGCAAGACAAUUCAGAACUUUUUGAACAAGGUGUUCUAGUUUCAACCUUGGAUUUGUAAAAUAAUAAAACCUCACUCUCGAUAAUUCAAUGAGUGUUUC
Messenger RNA from Naegleria gruberi, 3343 nucleotides. RefSeq names its product GCN5-related N-acetyltransferase. The coding region runs from base 1 to 3303 and encodes 1100 amino acids. NCBI's taxonomy places the organism in Eukaryota, Heterolobosea, Eutetramitea, Acrasida, Naegleriidae. Gene Ontology annotation, molecular function: metal ion binding; acyltransferase activity, transferring groups other than amino-acyl groups; ATP binding. The transcript has a single exon. The record is from RefSeq and is a predicted model, not a curated record.